UAGGUACCUACUAGUAUAAUAUUAACAGACCCAAAUGCUAUAGUAACACUAUGGGUAAUAUCACAAAUAUUUUCCUAUCUACCUUUUCAUAGUCCAUAAAGAAUAAAUGAAUUAACUAGAUUUAUUUUAAGACACUAAUAUACUUUUUAUUCAGUUACUUUUGUUUAUUAAAAUUGUUAUUUUAUAGCUGAUGGAAUUACUAAAUCACCAUUUUCUAGAUUAAAUUCUUUGAUACACUCUAAAUAGUUCUGGAUAUUGAACAUUUUUAUGUCAAAAAACUUAUUUCUGAUCAGAAUGGAUGAGAUGAACAUUUCUAAAUCUAAAAGACGGAGAAGUAAUAAAGAUUGCUCAAAUCUAGCUGUUAAUCAAAAUUUUUGUGAAGAUCAAAACAGUUCUAAAAACAUAGUUUGUGAAAAAGGUUCCAUCAAUUCUUUUAAAGCAGACAACAGAAAUACAAUUUAUUCGCAUGAUUAUAUUGUAUGGAAAUCAUUUAUUUCUGAUGGAGAAGUACGGAGUUUUAAAAAUAAAAUUCAAAGUCAAGGUAGCAAUAAAAGUUUUUGUGAAAAAAAAAACUAUAAUACAAGUAGUCAAAAGAAAAGAAAAUUUUCUGAACAGGAUUCCAUUGAUGAUAAAUUUGAACAGAAUAAAGCAAGUUAUAGAAACAGCAUUGAUUUGCAUAAGGAUACACAUAAAUCAAUAACUGAUUAUGGAGAAGGUAUUUUAGAAGAAAUCGAUGAAAACAUUUUCAAAUUAUCAAAAGAAUAUUCUCUUGCUCAUUGUGUGGCUGAAGAUUUACGAAUGGGAGCGGGCAUAGCUGUUGAUUUCAAGCGCAUCUUUGGUGGUGUUGGUACACUAGUUGAUCAGAAAUUAAAAAUAGGAAAUGUUGGUAUAGUUAAACGCCAUGAUCAAUAUGCAUUUUAUAUAGUAACAAAAAAAUAUAGUAAUGGUAAACCUACAAUGAAAACAAUGGAAAAAGCUCUUUGUUCACUUUUGAACAUAAUGAAAAAACACAAUUUAACAAAAUUAGGAAUACCCAAAAUUGGUUGUGGAUUGGAUAAACUUGAUUGGUCUGAUAUAAGAUCGCUCAUCAUUGAUACAUUUUCUGGAUCUGGUAUUCACAUAACUGUAUGUGUACCUUCAAAAUUAUUAGAUAAUAUGAAAGCACCACCCAGAUUAAAAGUUUACAUCACACCUAACAAUUUAUGGGAGAUGGAAGCCGAAACCAUUAUUAUUUUAUUUAUUGACUUAGAAGAAGUAUGCGACAAGAAUUGGACAAACUAUAUAAUAGAUAAAGUGGAUGCUAAAUACCCAUUCAAACAAAAUUUGUUAAAAUACGUCAAACAUAAGAAGUUAGAACCCGGUAACAUAACAUGCUACACUGUUCAUGACGAAGUGAUAGUUUGUAUGUUUAUCUCGCAAAAUGCAUAUUACAGUUCUUUAGAAAAUGGAUUUAAAUCCAUUGAUCGUAAAAUCAAAAAAUAUAAGUAUAUAGCUAUUCAAAGUGGACCUCUUGAACCUAGUGAUAAUUUCAAAAAAAUAGCAUGGACAGUAUUGAUAUUACGAUCUGUAGUUAUUCGCUCUUCUGAAUUAUGGUUAUGUGGUGAUGUCAAACAAACAACUGGCAUGGUAUACGAUCAAUAUUGUAAACAUUUAUACAGCUCUAUGAACUAUUCAUUUCAAUAAACCUAAUUCUCCAACUAAAAAAACAUUUUAGCAUUAAAGUAACAUAAUAUUGUAAUCAAAAUUAAAGAUGUAAAUCAUCACAGAAAUAUUUUAAUCAAAAUAGUAUCUACAAAAACAGAUACCUAUAAUACCUUCUUGAUUCUAUGUGAGCAUCUGAAUAAUAAAAAUACUAUAACAUUAUAUAAAGCAUGUGAUUCUUAUGUAAUCUAUUUAAAUAAAUAUGCCAUUAAUUAUACACAACAUAAUCUUAUAUACGGUUAUACUUGAAGGCUGAAGCAGUAAUUUAUACCUAUUUAAGGUCUCAAAUGUUCGAUACUUAAUUCUACUCAUAGCCACAAAUCUGAAUUUUAUAGAUUCCACCCAGCCCAUAGCCCGUCCUGGCAGGUCUUUACUAUAACCUAUAUAGUAUAUAAUAAUAUGAUACGAUGCAUUAAAUGCGACAUUACGACUUACGAAGUUAUUUUUGUCUUUAUAAAUUAUAAUACUAUAUAUUACCAUGCCAUUAUUCAAAUUCGGCACAAAAUACAAAAUACAAAUUACCAACGCUCAAACACGUGUGUGUCACUAAAGGUACUAGGUACUAAAGGUACUAAAGGUACUAAAGGUCACCUACUCGUAAUCACGAAUUAAAAUAAUUAAAAUAAUAUUAUAUUUUAAUUCGUGAUCAUAAUGUAUACGUACCGAGGACCCGUGAAUGGUGUUGAUUGUUACUUGUUAUAGCUUAUUAUAAUUUAUAGCAUUAUAUUCGUUGGCCCUUUCAAUGUUCCUUGAUUCACUGUAAUUAGUGUAAUUUGUUAAUUUAUAAUCAGGAUCUGCCCAACUGUCUGGACUUCGAGUUUUGACUAGAUACCGUUGACAAUUGAAAUUACUAAUUAGUAGGUAAUAUAGGUAAGUACUUAGUAGAUAAUAGACAACCUACAUACACAGUAUCUCUGGACUCGGGCAUUAUAAUAAUUCUGAACUAAUCUGAACUCUAAAGACUGAACCAAAUAAUAAUAAAUAUGAUAAAGAAAAACAUAAAACCAUACUCAUUACUCAUAGACACG
Molecule: messenger RNA, 2729 nt
Organism: Acyrthosiphon pisum (pea aphid)
Lineage: Eukaryota; Metazoa; Arthropoda; Insecta; Hemiptera; Aphididae
Exons: 8
Coding region: 268-1683 (471 amino acids)
Biological process (GO): peptidyl-glutamate ADP-deribosylation
Source: RefSeq, a predicted model, not a curated record